Molecule: messenger RNA, 4596 nt
Organism: Strigops habroptila (Kakapo)
Lineage: Eukaryota; Metazoa; Chordata; Aves; Psittaciformes; Psittacidae
Exons: 11
Coding region: 1-4404 (1467 amino acids)
Source: RefSeq, a predicted model, not a curated record
AUGAUCCAGCAUGCGCAGGUAGGGAGCCUGAGGGGGACGGGGCUGAACGUCUUCCCAACCCUGGGAGAGCUGCUGACGGGCAGGCGGCAGCCACCUGCAGGGCUGAGUCCUGCCCUGGGGCUGGCAGGCAAGCCCAACUGCAUGAGCUCGGCCAGCUGGGACGUGGGCGCAAGGGACACCGUCACACAGCCUCUCUCUUUGGCUUCUUUUGCAGAGGGGCAGCCUGGGGCACAGAGUGGUAUUGCCCCCCAGCAUGACGAUGGAGGAGCAGACGCUUUGUCUGCCACCACUGGCAGCAAUGGCACCUCAGCUGCCACCUCGGUCAGUGAGAGCAGCCAGCAGCUGCUGCAGGCUGCCUACCCUGACACCGGCACCCUCUGCGGCUACAGCCAGCAUCAGCGACACGGCCAUCGGCAGCACAAGGAACAGCCAGCGGCAGCUUCUCACAUCUGCUGCCCAGCUGCACUGCGUCCCUGGUCAUGGCAGCGGAGUUGCGUGGCCGCGGAGCUGUCAGCCUGUCCCACGCAGCCCCACAGCCUCUGCCACAGCGAAGGGCACAGGAAAUGUGAGCGCGGUCCUGCGCAACAACAGCACCGGGAGCCAGAGACCCUGCCAGCAGCCAGCCGCAUGUGCUCCCAGAGCAGGAACGCAGGCCGCAAGGCAGAGCACCAGCCAGCAGCGCUGGCGGCAGGCGUCAAGGGCAGCCUCAAUGGCAAGUCGCUGGGGCUGCCCAAGAAGGUGCUUGGCAAAGCAUCUGCCCCUCCUGACCGACAAGAUCAAGACUCUGGAGCAGCCAAAGAGGAGCUGCCUGGGUGGAGCUCGAAGCAGCCCUGCUCAUCACAAGGGAGGCCUCCGGUCCAGGCUGUGGCUGUGGAUCAGGAAACCAGCCAGCAGCUGGUGGAACAUCAGGAGAUGACCCAAAUCCUGGAUGUGGCAAUGGCGAAAGAGAAGGAAGAGCAAGAAGAGGACAUUGAUAAAGUGUCCCAAGUGAAAGUCAUCACCGCACACAACCUCUGGGUCAACCCCUCGGUCCCAGAGCUUUUACAGGACCCCCAGGGGGAUAUCCAGGAGGGGUCUGGCUGCCCCAGCAGCAAGGGCAUAGGUGCAACAGGGGAGGCAACUGGAGAAUUGCAGAGCAUGUCUCCUGUCCCAGCCGGUCCCACGGACACCAAACUGGCAGCUUCUACACUGGCUAGAGCUGCGGAGGAAGAGGAGCACUGCGCAAAUCUCACUGCAGUGGCACAAGAGGAGGCGGCACCGGCACCAGCUUCUCCUGUCUGUGAAGAAAUGGCCAGCAACAUCACUGGCCAGGUCCUGAUCGCAUCUCUGGCUGUGGUCCAGGGAACCAGCCAGCAGCUGGUGGAACAUCAGGAGAUGACCCAAAUCCUGGAUGUGGCAAUGGCCAAGAGAAGGAAGAGCAAGAAGGACAUUGAUAAAGUGUUGUCUCAAGUGAAAGUCAUCGCCGUACACAACCUCUGGGUCAACCCCUCGGUCCCAGAGCUUUUACAGGACCCCCAGGGGAUAUCCAGGGAGGGGUCUGGCUGCCCCAGCAGCAAGGGCAUAGGUGCAACUGGAGAAUUGCAGAGCAUGUCUCCUGUCCCAGCCGGUCCCACGGACACCAAACUGGCAGCUUCUACACUGGCCAGAGCUGCGGAGGAAGAGGAGAACUGUGCAAAUCUGACUCCAGUGGCACAAGAGGAGGCGGCACCGGCACCAGCUUCUCCUGUCUGUGGGAACCAGCCAGCAGCUGGUGGAACAUCAGGAGAUGACCCAAAUCCUGGAUGUGACAAAUGGCCAAAGAGAAGGAAGAGCAAGAAGAGGACAUUGAUAAAGUGUUUGUCCCAAGUGAAAGUCAUCGCCGUACACAACCUUUGGGUCAACCCCUCGGUCCCAGAGCUUUUACAGGACCCCCAGGGGGAUAUCCAGGAGGGGUCUGGCUGCCCCAGCAGCAAGGGCAUAGGUGCAACUGGAGAAUUGCAGAGCAUGUCUCCUGUCCCAGCCGGUCCCACGGACACCAAACUGGCAGCUUCUACACUGGCUAGAGCUGCGGAGGAAGAGGAGCACUGCGCAAAUCUCACUGCAGUGGCACAAGAGGAGGCGGCACCGGCACCAGCUUCUCCUGUCUGUGGCACCGGGCUCGACACGCAAAGGAGAGCCAGCCUGCCUUGGCUGCUGGGCAGCUCUGUGAACAGGGAGCUCCAGCAGCAGGAGAGCAAGGGGCGUCAUUUGCCACCGAGGCAGAGAUGGAGGCCCGGUCGCAGGCAGGAGCCGCGAGAGACUAUGGGCGAGGAAGCUGAUGACGAGGAGUUGGACAAAAAGGAAGAGGAGGAGUGGGAAGAGGAGGUCGAGAAAGAGCUGUUUGAAGGGGAAGAGAUCACCACCUCUAGCAUCUGGGUCAACCCGUUGGUCCCAGAGCUUUUACAGGACCCCCAUGCAGAUCCCCAGGAGGGAUCCAGCUGCCCCAGCAGCGUGGGCAUAGAUGCGACAGGAGAGGCAACCAGCGACCUGCAGAGCAUGUCUGCUGUCCUAGCUGCACCCACAGACACCAAAGUGGCAGCUUCUACAUUGGCUAGAGCUGCAGAGGCAGAGGAGUACGGCGCACAUCUCACUCCAGUGGCACAAGAGGAGGAGGCACCAGCACAGAGCCAGGCACCUGCCCUGCUCAGCCCUCAGGCCUACGAGAUGAUUCUAGAAGAAAUGGCCAGCAACAUCACUGGACAGGUCCUGAUCACAUCUCUUGUUGUGGUCUGGGGAAGCAGCCAGCAGCUGGUGAAACACAGGGAGAUGGCCCAACUCUUAGGUGUGGCAAUGGCAGUAGUGACAUCUGCAGAAGCUGGGGACACCGAGUCUCCCAUGUCUGGAGACCAUCAGGGAGAGGCCAGCACAGCCCUUGUUUCACGAAAAGCACAGGAGGAUGAAGUGACAGCUUCAUUGCCUCAGAAGGCUGCGGCAGAGGCUGGAGCACCCCGCUUUGCACCAGGAGCAAGCGAUGAAGGAGAUGCAGCGGCUACUCCCUCGGCUUGGGCCUCUUGUCACCCACUGAGCGAGGUGCCUGUGGCCAGCACUGGGGAUACCGAGGUGCUGGAGGCAGGCGCAGCUCCCGGGGUGUGUGUGGCAGGGAGAUUCCCGCUGGUCCCCAUGCCAGAGCCUCUGGAGGAGGUGGAGAGGAGCAGCAUGGCCCACACCAGGCACCGGCUCGACACGCAAAGGAGGGCCAGCCUGCCUUGGCUGCUGGGCAGCUCUGUGAACAGGGAGCUCCAGCAGCAGGAGAGCAAGGGGCGUCAUUUGACACCGAGGCAAAGAUGGAGGCCCGGUCGCAGGCCGGAGGUGCCAGGGACGUCAGGUGAGGAAGCCGAUGAUGAAGGGGACGAGGAUCAGGACAAGGAGGAAGAGCUGUCUGAAGGGGAAGAGAUCGCCACCUCCAACAUCUGGGUGAACCCCUUGGUCCUGGAGCUCUUCGAGGACCCCCACGUGGAUUCCCAGGAGGGAUCCAGCUGCCCCAGCAGCACAGGCAUGGAUGCAACAGGAGAGGCUACUGGAGACCUGCAGAGCAUGUCUCCUGCCUCAGCUGGAUCGAUGGACACAGAGUCAGCAGCUUCUGCAUUGGCUAGCGCUGCAGAGGAAGAGGAGCACUGUGCACCUCUCACUCCAGUGGCACAAGAGGAGGAGGCACCAGCACCAGCUUCUCUUGGCGUUGGUGAGCAGGAGGCAGCACCACAGGCACAGAGCCAGGCACUUGCCACGCUCAGCCCAGACGUGCAUGAGCUGGUUGCACAGGAAGCAGCCCUGCUCAUCACGACGGAGCCUCCGGUCCAGGCUGUGGAUCAGGGAACCAGCCAACAGCUGGUGGAAUAUCAGGACAUGACCCAAAUCCUGGAUGUGACAAUGGCAGCAUUGGCACCUGCAGCACUUGAGGACAUUGAGUCUGCUGUGGCUUUAGAGCCUCAGGGAGAGGCCAGCGCGGCCGUUGCCUCCCCAGAGGCACUUGAGGAUGAAAUGGCUGCUUCAUUGGCUCCGAUCCCUGCGACAGAGGCUGGAACGUCCCACGUUCCUCCAGGAGCAGAUGACAGUGGAGAUGCAGCAGCUUCUCCCUUGUCUCAGGACUCUCAGCGCCAGGGAACGGUCAGGCACUUUGUGAGGAAAGACCUGGCCAAGGUCGUGACUGUCGUCCGGGGAACCAGCCAGCAGCAGGUGGAAGAGCCAGAUGUGGCACAAAGCUUGGAUGUGGAGUCGCCAGCGAUGUCGCCUGCUGUAGUUCGGGACACCGAGGACAAGCCAGGCAUCGCCGCCCUUCCAGACACAGGAGCAGCCCCACAGCAACGACCCUCGCGCUUCAGACGGGUGCUGAAGGCUCUGCGCAGGGCUUUCCGUUGCUCCUGCAUGACCCCGCAAGUGGAGGAGUAGUGCCCUGCUGCCAGCACCAGGCCUGAGGGAGCUGCACUGAGGACGUCAUGCUGCAGCCUGCCCUCACUGUGAAUGGUUUCUCGGGCCAAUAAACAAUAACCCUUUCCCCCCGGUGUUUGCCUGUGCCUGUAUGUUGGUUAGAAUAUAUUUGUGUAAUUCAUGGACCUCUAUAUUUAAUUAAUGUAAAACAAC